AUGUCGCAGCAAUACCAACAGGUUCCCCUCCAGCCCGAGGGCAUUCCUCUUCAACAGCAGUAUCAGCAACCGCAACAGCCCGUUGCCCACGUCCCCGUGGCCCACGCCCCCGUGGCCGCGCCUGCUGCCGCCCACUCCAAUGUCCUCGUCACUCCUACUUGGAAGCUCGCCGUUCGAGGUGUUCAGAUUUUCAUCACAUUGGCCGUCCUGGGAUUGAGCGGUCACAUCAUCCAUGGCGCUUACAUGGAUCCCUUUGGCCUCGCCAUCGCGGUUGUUGUGCUCAGCUGGGUCGGUCUCGCCUACAUUCUCUUGACUGAAAAGGUCGCCAGUCUGCGAUCCGCCUACAUCGUCUAUGCCGUCCUUGCCGUGGACCUCUUCCUUACUAUCAUGUGGCUCGCCACCAUGGGCGCCACCGCCCACAUGAGGGCCGCCUUCAAGUACACCGCCAACAUCAGCGGAUGCUACGACGACGGCAGCCUUAUCGGCAGCAUGACGUGCUUCAAGCUCAGGAAGCGCGGCUUCGUCGCUGGCCCGGUUGGCCUUGCCGAGAUGACCGUUGUCGCCUGCAUCAGCGCCUUGAACUUCAUUCUGUUCGCCGUGUGCUUCGUGACCUCCCUUCUCGCCUUCUUCCGACAGCGCAAGACUGCCACCCCCGGCGGUGUCCCCGUCGCUGAUGGCGGCGAGAAGCAGCAGCCCGUCGUCUACACCCAGCCCGCCCCGGCCGCGUACCCCACUCAGGCCCCUGCCGCCUACCCUCAGGCCGCCGUGCCCGCCGCCGUGCCCGUCCAGCAGGCUUACCAGCAGCAGCCCAUCCAGCCCAUCCAACCCCAGUACACCGGUGGCUACCCUCAACAGCAGCAGCCUAUCCAGCCCCAGUACACUGGUAGCACCUUUAGCCAGCCCAUUGCUCCUCAGUACACCGGCGGCAACAUCUCGACUCCCACUCCUCCCCGCAAAACGUCUACGAGGCUCCCGGAACCCAGCCUGCCCAGCCCCAGCAGUACGCUCCCAGCCCUUACCAGCCCUCGGUGUCGCCCGCUCCCCAGCAGACCUACCAAGAGCUUCCCGUAG
Parascedosporium putredinis is the source of this 1071-nucleotide messenger RNA. The record is from the annotation of a GenBank genome assembly. NCBI's taxonomy places the organism in Eukaryota, Fungi, Ascomycota, Sordariomycetes, Microascales, Microascaceae.